GUUGGAGGGGUGACCUAGUGUGUUGAUGGACCUUGGCGAGCUGGCACUCCACACAUGCACUUGCCCACUCUGUGACAUCCUUCCGCAGGCCAGGCCACACAAAUUUGGACUGACGCCUGGUGUAGAAUAUGUUAUACUUGACCGUGGCCCCGCAGCCUUCGGCCACCGUGUCCAUGCCCACUGGAGGAGCAGACUCACUUACACUCUAGAGUCAACCAGGAACUAUUUCCCUGACUCCAAUUCCGAAAUGAAGAGCAGUUCAAUUUGUAGCCAGAUAUUGCCGUUAUUGAAUGUAGCUAAAGUUAGCCAAGAUCGUAUACACUGGAAGUGGAAACUGGCGCUAAUAUAGUUUAAGUAUUUUUUUUUUAAGUUUUUUUUUAUUUUAUUUUUGUCACGUAUCGAAGUACGAGGUGAUAUGAGCAUCCAAUGACAUAAUGGGUACCAUAGUAAGUGUCAAUAUAGUGAUAUGUAUAGCACAUCAUGACUGGUUCAAGACUCUUCAUCCUUGUAUUUAGCAAACAUCAACUGCUUGUAUUGUUUCUUGAAUUGGCUCAUCGUUGUGCAUUGUUUGAGGGUCUUACUCAAUCCAUUCCAUAGUUUGAUUCCACAUACUGAAAUGCUAUGGCUUUUUAACGUAGUCCUAGCAUAUAAGUGUUUCUUGUAGAGAAGUAUUGAUGAUAUUUUUAGGUAAUUGGUUAUUUUUAGCAAUAUGUAUUGUAGUUUUCCUUUUGCAUUGAAGUUAAGAUGAUGCAGUGCGUGUACUGCCAUUUUCUCAGCAGGUUUUUGCAAGCCGUCCAGCUCUUCGUUUCUUAGUCACACAAGCAUGGCAGCCAUGCAGCGUCUUUUCAUGCAUACAUUAUCUCCUUCCCAUCUCCAUCCUCUGUUUUUUGCACCGAGACACAAAUGUAUUUACUCUGUGCACGAUGCACACACACACACACACACAUGCACAAAGCCUGUCAGGCUUGUGAGCAUCAAAGCUUAAUGUAGGUCACAGCAUAAGCCCAAAGGUAUUUUAGUGCACACACAUUCAAUUCAUCUUUAAAAUGUCUUUAUCACAUAAUUUGCCCUCAAUAUUAAGUCGUCACAUCUACUUGAUAGAGCACUAAAGCCUUGACUAAAUGCAUCGUUUGUGUUACCAAUGUUAUUUCAAAACUUCAUUUCUGCAUAGGAUUUCUCUGAUAUGGUUUAGCCUGGCAGCGUAUCAUCCAAAAUGCAACCAUGUGUCAGAGCAUAGAAAUAGAGGAGCUUAUUUCCUCACGUCGUCCUUCUAUAAAUACACCAAACCCUCUGUUCUCGCUCUGUUCUCUCUGCUGCUAUCUCUGCGCACCCAACACCCACCCCCGUGUCUGCACAUUUUCUUCCAACAAUUGGUCAUACAAUGGAGACAAAUGUCACCAAAUUGUCUUGGGAAGGGGACAAAAAGACACGCUUGCCGUGAAUCUCUGAUUUUACUCCCACUCAAUAUCAUCUCUUAUUAUAAUCUCUGUAACAUAUAUAUAAUAGAUUUUGAAGGCAGCACAGUCCAAGAGUACGCCAACGGUGGCACCUAUUCGAUAGGAUGCCACCUAUAAAGGUUGCAGUCCCCCAACCCCCACCCUCCACACAUGUUCAGCAUCCUGUGGGCACAGAGACACAGCUGAGAAGCAGAGAGAGAGAGAGAGAGAGAGCAGUGAGGUGGAAACAUGGCUGAGCAUGAAAGACAGAAAUAGAGCGAUAAAGCAGUCAAUUAGGCGGAGAGAGGAGGAGGAGAAAUCCUUCACGGAGGCAGUGAUGCUUUGUGCAGAUCAGGUUCUUCCUCUCCUCCUUCCUUUUUCUUCAUCGCGUGUGGAUGUGAGAACCUAAUGGAUUUUCGACCUGUGUGGAGCUCACAGGAUGCUCAGAUCCACGUGGGGCCUGUGACGCCGACACAGCUACCUGCUCCCUGGUGAGGAAUGGAUCCAGCGGCGCUGACCCAGAUUGUGGAGUCCAGGCUCGUCGCUGCGCUGCUCUGUGAAUGUGACGUGGAUGUGCUUCAUCAUGCAUUCCUCUGCUGACAUCCGUCUCCACUAGCAAGCACUACCACCAAUAUCGUCAUCGGUAUCAGGAGGACAACAUCUGCUGUGGAGGAAAGGGAGCAGACCAACUCUCUAUGGUGGAGCUGGCAGAUGCUGACACUGCAGCAGCACUUCUCCAGAAUGGAGGAGACUGUCCGAACACUACUACAGAACCAGGACUCACUGGAGGGCCCUAAGGUGGACCCACUGGAUCUCAUGAAAGCAUAUAAGGACAAACUGCUGGAAGAAAUGUGGAAGCAGCAGGACAGUCUUGAGGGGCCCACAACUACAGAUGCAGAGAUGUCGACUUCUCUGGAAGCCAGCGGUGGUUCAGAGGAAAACUCAAACAGCAAUUCCCUCCUCGGACGACUUCGAGCUUUGGAGGCUGAGAACUCCGCUCUGUCCUUGGAAAAUGAUAACCAGAGGAAGCAAUAUGAGCGCUGCCUGGAUGAGGUGGCCAACCAGGUUGUCCAGGCUCUCCUCACUCAAAAGGACUUGAAAGAAGAAUGUGUAAAGUUGCGCACGCGUGUCUUUGACUUGGAGCAGCAAAACCGCAUACUGAGCGUUUUGUUCCAACAGAGAGUCAGAAUGUCCCCGAGUCCUGCCCCCAAGGAAAUCCAAAGAAAUGGAAAAGCGCGUAUCGCUGCAGGAAAGUGGCCGAGUCUUCUGAGCCUAACAUGCCCACGCAGUAGCGGAAGUGAAAUGUCACUAUCCAGUGCUUGUAGUGACUAUUCCAGUGGCUCCCAUACAUGGGCUGAGGGACGUGGUUUGUCCAAACAGUGUGCCACAAACCGGGACAAAAGGAUGAGUAUUGGGCCUGCAUCCAGUAAUCAUCCUGGACUUUUUGAGCAGACAGACUUUGGACAAAAAGAAGGACACACUGAAGGAAGCCUUCAGACAAGCAGCCCCAAAGAGAAAUCCUACCCUGUUCCUGUGCCACAUUGCAGAGACUGCAUGACCUCUAAUGAGGAUAUUUAUUCACUUGGUGUUAAGACGGACCCGCUGGAGACGACAUCUAAACAAGCCGCCCAGACAAACAAAAACGUCAAAGAAGGGAUUGCUGCCAUGAACUCUGAUGAAAGUAGCAAUGAUUUGCAUAUAUCACAAAGUAAGGAAUCCAAACAAGAUGUCCCAACGGAUGAUGACAGCUUUUUGCAUGAAGACUCCGGAAAGCCUACAGGCAUUUUCCCUUCGCAUGUUUCAGAAAGCUUUACAUUUUCUCUUGGCCCAGCAGUGCAAGUCAGUGUAAGUCCAACAGAAAGUCUGGAAGAAAACAAUAAAGUGUCCCAAGAAGCAUAUGAGAACACUGGCAUAAUAUUAAGUGAUAGCAACAACAAUCAAGAAAGAUCGAGCGACCGUAAAUCCCGACUGGAUCACAUGAAAAGACAACGGGGCAGACCUUCAGUGGAGGUUGAAGCAAGGACAAACGUAGUAUUUCAACAUUCUGCGACAAGAGCUCUGAGCUGCAUGAGUGAAGCGAGACAACGCAGCUCUUCGGUGGAAGUUUCCCAUUGCAGAGACCCUUCAAACCAGGACCACGUGAUGUUGUUGAAAUCUCCACAAAGGAACCAAAAACCUAAACCUCAACUUUGUGACUCAGCAAGGAAGGCUUUCAUUCUACGUAGCAGGAGUGCAGAUGGAGGACCGGAACAGCAUAAACAUGUUCAUUCUCCUCUACAUCAGAAUCUUAUAAGGGCUCACAAAUCCAAAGGGCACUCCAACGCACCCGGACACGGAGGUCCAAACAAACGGACUAAUCACGCUAAACUGCACGGAUCAAGUCAUGUUGACGUUGAACACGAUGAAGAUAUUACGCAUUCUAGCUGCAAGUCCCUGGAACGUAUACCACAACGCUCUCCUCUUGCUUCACCUGUUAAACAUUCUUUAGCGUCUAAGCCUUUAGCGAGCGAUGAAGUCGCAAAUAGUCGAACAGAGUUGCAAAUAACCAGACUUCCAUCCAGCAAAGACUGCGCCGAAGAGGCUAUCUACGAUAACUUACCCUGCACCGCCAAACCACCACAAGAACAGCUCUCUGAUGCGUGCUCUACAGAACAUCGGUCUCCGUCGCCACCGCCUCUACCCGGUCGAACAACUUCACUUCUCCGUAGAACUGCCUCUGAUUCUGUACGCGCUAAUCAAACAGAAGUUCAGCCUCAGGGUGCUGCUGCCGGAAAGGCAGGUCAGCUCUCUUCAGCUGUGCAGCUUCAACAGACCAACCCUGCACCGAGCAAUCAACAAUUGGACUUUGAAAGAACUGAAGCACCUGCAGUCAUCUUCAACCCCCACACGUCGAGGAUGCCGGUCAUCCCAGUUCAAGAAGCACAGGAAUCAUCCAAAUUAUCAGUUGAGAGAACAGUCACAUAUCACAGUGGAAACGUCGCUGCCUCGAUAUUACCGAGUCAGAAUAUCUUACAAAGAUCUCAGCAGAGCAUUAGUGAGCCAAGACUUUCAGAAGUCAUGCCUCAGACAUAUUCAAAUGCCUACUACCAUAGCGUCACUAAUAAUUGUCAGAGUUCCACAUCCAGAUCUGUAAAAAUGGCUAUUUCUACUAAUGUUAAAUCUCAUGAGUCAAUUCCCGGAAAAGAAGGCGGUACGUUCCUCGUUUUUGGUCGACAGAACAAAGACGACACAAACCCAUCCAUAAAAGGCAUCCAGACAUUUCAGACAUAUAUUUGUGAACCGCAGAUAAUGCAUGAGUACGUUCCUCUUGACAAAACCAGAAGAAAGAUUGAGACUCGCUGUAAUUCCCUGGAUUCUGAGCCCUGUGGUCUUCCCGUUGCAUCAGACAGUGGCGUGAUGUUAGACUGGGGCUUUGAUGAGGAAGGCUGGCUGUUCAAACGGUCAGUCUCCGUGUCAAACAGACCUCCACUUAAACCGGUAAUGGGCAUGAAUGGGGCCAAAGUUCGAAGCCAGAGCUUCGGCGCACGCUACAUGGAUAGACCCAGCUUUAACCGAUCCGGGAAAGUCCGCACCCAAAUCAAAACACAUUCGGGGAGCUCCCUAAACUCUCUUGGCGAUGUCCUCCCAGGAAGCAUGAGCUGCUCCAGUAGCUAUCAUUGCCCAAUGAACCGAUCUCUUUUGAACAACUUCCUAAUUGAAGAAGGCCUGGCAGUCCCUCCGCAUUUGGGGUCAUCAAGUGAAAGACUCCAAAGUUUAAAACACCAACGAGAACAGGCAAGACGCCUUCAAAUCGAGCAACAGUUUUCAAGUGCAUUCGGGGAACCGGUUUGUGAAGAGCCAGAGCGACAAAGUACCAUCACUACUAUAGAAGAGAAGGUCAUGCUCGGCAUAGAAGAGAACUUGCAUAAGUCUCAGGAACAGGAGAGAAGCAGUGAAGUCAAGCAAAAAUCGGCCUCGACUUUGGCCAACUGGUUUGGUUUCCGGAAAGGUAAGCUUCCCGUUCCGAGCAGCAAGAAGACUGAUUCACCAAAAGUGAAAGAAGACAAGAAGGAUCAAAAGAUUACAUCACUUCUGGGAGGAAAGCAGACAAAAACGGACAAAAAGAGAGACAGGAGAAAAAGCGACGGAAAAGAUUGCUCUGUAGGACGGAGAGAGUCACAUGAUGCAGUACGAGCGUGCAUCUCAAUGCCCUGCCCAGGGAUGUCCCUUAAUGAGACACAAGGACAAAAUGACAUCAUUGGGGACGCGCAGAUGAUGAACCAGAUAGCCGAUGGUGAAAAUGCAUCCCUCAUGAAGCCCACCAUCCAGGAUGCUGUAAUAGGGUCUGGCUGCAAGAUGCGAACUUUGGACAGUGGAAUUGGGACCAUCCCCCUUCCUGAAUCCUGUUCCUUCUUCUCCUCCAUCCUGCACUUCCUCCCCAAGUCUUCAUCUACCCCAGAACAGUCUCUCAGUUCUUCCAGUGUCCCUGACUCCUACAGUGAGGAGGUGUCUCCAUCCCCAUUACCCCGAUGGAGAAUACCCUCCACUUUUAAGGACAGCAACCAUGCAAGAGUGUCCAAUUCUCUGUCUGACACCUCCAUGACCCAUAUGACCCAGUCAGUGCCUUUCCCCACUGUGGCCUUCCUCCAGCCCAUGCAACCCCAACCUGAACCCAUUGUGACCUCUGCUCGUGUGUGUGAUACUCAGAUCAGACCCCCAAGAGCACCACAAGGUGGAAUGGAGCCAAAGAAGCUGACAUAUAUCAAAACAAAAACAAGAGCCCCGCAGAACCAGCAGAAAGAGCAGACUCGACUUCGGCUUGCCAACUAGUUUGUGAAGUCCAUUAAAAGUAAGACGUGAAUCAGCUGGGAUCAGCAUUUGAAAACACUUCCUGUUUGGACUCGUGUGGACAUCAUGCAACUUGAUAUUGAAUGUUUCAGAUUGACACCUCAAACAUUUUGAUUGGCUUCACGGCUGAUUAUGGUUGUUCAGUUACACACGCCUCUCUUGUCUAAUGCAAACAAUUCCAUGUAGCUAUGAGACGGAAUCAAGGACGCGCUGGUUCUAAUCCUCUCAAGCAGGCUAUAGACAAAGUUCUUAGGACCUCCUGAGAAAACCACCAAUCAGAGAUCUUCUACUGUUUAUGAUACUUAGUGAUUUUAGGAAUCAGCUGCAAAUGUUGUUAGGUGCUCCUAAAUUUUGAACUUGACUUGCGGACCGGUCUGAUGUCUUCCCGGUUAGGAUUUGGCCCACAGGCCGCCAGUUAAAUAACCCUACACUAAGGACAUGGUUACAUGACAUUGUUUUUUAAGUCUUAAGCAUAUACUUGUUUUUUUAUUCUCAUGUUUUUUUUUGUUUUUUUUUUCCAGGUUAUGAGUUAAUGACACUUAAUGUUAAGAAACAGGUGAACGCUUGUACAGAGAAGGUGUGAAAGCCCCUUUCGUAGCUUCAAGUGCUAUAUCAAACCCCAUUACCAUUUAUUGUCAAAUCCACUUCCUCCUCCGUCAGCUGUCUUUCCCGUGUUGUCAUCAUAUCAAUCUUUUCAAGACUGGAGAACCUCAUCACCGUAUCCUUUCCAAUUCUUUACACAUAAUAGUUGUAUUUAUGGUUAAAAAACAAAAUGACCAUAUGGACAACUACAAGCUAUGAAAACAUCUACUGUAACUUCAGGCAUGGAUUACACGUGUUGUGAUGCAUGGACUGGCACGGGUCUGUAGGAUGCAUGAUGCUUGUAGAUAUGAGACGGAUACAUACAUGUCAAAAGAACAAUGAAUGGGUGCUUGUGUGACGAUACACACACUGCUAAGUCACAUGGUGCAUUUCUGUUCAAACAUCUGGACAAUAGAACCACUAUUGCUAUUUAUGUAGUUAUUACUGUGCCAACAUUAAACUGUGCUCACUCAUAUUGUUUGGUACCGUAGUCCGGACCAAAAAAAAAAAAAAGUUUGCACAUUUGGUUCUGACUUUGGGUGAGAGGAGGAGUCCACCCUGGACUGGUUGCCUGUCAAUCAUAGGACGCAUAUAUCCAAACAAGCAUUCAUUCCCAUGCACAAUUUCAUUCAUUCAUUCAUUCAUUUUCUACCGCUUUUCCUCACGAGGGUCGCGGGGGUGCUGGAGCCUAUCCCAGCUGUCUUCAGGCGAGAGGCGGGGUACACCCUGGACUGGUUCCAUGCACAAUUUUCACAAUAAAUUUGCAAAUUAUGCAUGUUUUUGGGAGAACAUGCAAACUCCACACAGACGUAGUGUGGUUGCAGGCAUGCUUACCACAUCGUCAGUAUACUUAAAACCACAAACUGAUUGAAUCUGGUUAGUAGUUACGAACUUAGAGAAAUAUUAUUCAAUACCUGACAUUUUCCAUUAUUAUUAACACGUUUUCUGUAAAUAAAAAAUAUGUCUGUAAGUUGACAAUCAUGGCACUCUUUAUAUAGUUGUAUUGUCCUAAUCUGCAUGAUCUGUGGUGUGGAGGUGGCACCAUAUGAAUCUCACCUCCUGAUGACUUUUACUGCAGGUUUUCUAUCACAUACCGUGUAUUACAUAUCGUGUAACUGUCACUCACAAAUGCAACGACUUUGACUUGACGCCACAAUGUAUAACAUCAAGUGCACGUGUCUUAGGUGAAAUGCACAUCUGUCCAUUGUGUUUUGGGUUGAAGAGUUAUUCCACGGUUAUGACAUCGAGACAACCCCCUUGAGUUGUGCACGGAAUCUCGUAGACUUGAUUUUACUCGCUCAGGGACAAGACUUUUAAUUGUCUCCGAUGGAUGCUGUGGAGUAAACGUCCAUUUGAGCACACGUUCAUGCAUCAUGUCACUACUCUCGGUAUUUACCUCAUUCAUUUCUUUGUUGUGCUUAUGCAAGAUAGAUUCUUACUUCAUGAUGUAUACUAGUGAUAUUUUGGUGUUACUAUUACAUUCCCGCAUACGGUAUUUCCUAAUUGUAGCAGCUUUGCAAUGUUUUCUCAUAUUCCGUUUCUGAACACUGAGCUAAAUACAUUUACAGAAAUGCAAAAGAACAUAUCAAUUGUGUGACUAUGGAGCCAUAUUCCUAUAAAAAGAUGUAACAUUUUCAUAUGAUUUCAACUGUAGCAUUAGACAUAUGUGUUUCCAACUACUAUAUGCAUGUUAAUUAGAGUAUUAGCAGUGCUCUUUAUACUAAUAGCAAUGCCCAGGUCUUGUAAAUGUGAGGCACUUUUUUUAAUGGUAACACUGAUACGGGUGGAUGGACCUUGGCAUCUUUAUUGUUGUCAAAUGUCAACAUGUCUUAAAUAAUGACAAGCGUGACCCUUACAAGCAUAUUGUAUUUUUAUAACAUGGUAUUUACACACACAUCACUGAUUGGUGUAUUCUACCGUUGCACAGUUACUCACCGUUACAGUCAUUUUCCUUGUCUUUUUUUUUUUUUUUUAAA
Molecule: messenger RNA, 8821 nt
Organism: Doryrhamphus excisus (bluestripe pipefish)
Lineage: Eukaryota; Metazoa; Chordata; Actinopteri; Syngnathiformes; Syngnathidae
Biological process (GO): microtubule bundle formation; microtubule depolymerization
Cellular component (GO): microtubule plus-end
Source: RefSeq, a predicted model, not a curated record